AUCAGGCAUAAAAUAUUUGUGAGAUUCGGCACUAUGACUUAAAGAUGAGAUUUAGUGCUAUUGAGUUUGGGUUGUGCGGAUUUGAAUCCAACAAUAGGUUAAAUAGAUUAAUUAGAUUGAAAAUUGUAAUUGUUCAAACCUAAUUUUGGAGAUAAUUAUAUAAAAUAUGAUUUUUUUUGCUUUUUUAUUGAUAUUAUUGACCGGAAAACCAACGCAUGCAAUUUUCUCAAGGCGGAUGACUUAUAACGGUAUGUAAUUUUCAAUAUAAACACUAUACCGGUUUUCUGUAUAUUAUAACGGUUCUGAGCAAUUGUAUAAAGGGAUCCGUGGUUCAUGCCCCCCGACCUCGUUCCAGAUUGUGCUCUCUCUCUCUCUCUCUCUCUCUCUCUCUCUCUCUGGGGCGAUUCUUCAUCGCAGCGUGAGAGAUGGCGGCGGCGACGGCAGCAGGAGGUGGUGGGAAGGUCUCGUUCAAGGUGAUCCUGACAUCCGAUCCGAAGCUACCCUACAAAGUUUUCAACGUACCUGAGGCGGCGCCCUUCACUGCGGUGCUAAAGUUUGCGGCAGAGGAGUUCAAGGUCCCUCCUCAGACCAGCGCCAUCAUCACCAAUGAUGGUGUGGGAAUUAACCCGCAACAAAGUGCUGGUAACGUGUUUCUGAAGCAUGGCUCAGAGUUGCGUCUCAUACCUCGCGACAGAGUUGGAGGGAGCGUAUCAGAUGGUUACUGCUACUAAUUUUUCAGCACUUUGGAGUCUGCCUCUGCGACUACGAGAGGUUAAAACUAUAUCCUGGAACUAUGGUUACUGCUCUGUAAAAUCUAUCGUAGAACGAUUUCCAAUAUUUAUGUAUUGGAUUAUGGUAAGAGUAGAAAAUGCAACAUGAGCCUAAUAAAAAUAACUCUUUACCUGA
Messenger RNA from Musa acuminata AAA Group (dessert banana), 906 nucleotides. Its product is annotated as ubiquitin-fold modifier 1-like. NCBI's taxonomy places the organism in Eukaryota, Viridiplantae, Streptophyta, Magnoliopsida, Zingiberales, Musaceae. The transcript has 4 exons. The coding region runs from base 426 to 731 and encodes 101 amino acids. Gene Ontology annotation, cellular component: nucleus; cytoplasm. Gene Ontology annotation, biological process: protein K69-linked ufmylation. The record is from RefSeq and is a predicted model, not a curated record.